Messenger RNA from Heterocephalus glaber (naked mole-rat), 964 nucleotides. Lineage: Eukaryota; Metazoa; Chordata; Mammalia; Rodentia; Bathyergidae. The record is from RefSeq and is a predicted model, not a curated record.
UGAGGCCAAGGAAAGCAAAGAGAGGAAAGCUGCUGAGGGGGGAAAAUAGAAGGCAGGGUCGGAUUGUGACAGAAAGAGGGGGGUAAAAGGGAAUCCCCCAACAAAACACAGAAGGGAAUUUUUGGACAAAGUGAAAGUUCUGAGCUAUAAAACAGGAGGCAGCCACAGCCUCUCACAGACUCGCAUGCUCACACUCUUAGAGGACACCUCACACCCCACCUGGACACCAGUGUGCCUCUCAUCGCUCCCUCGCACACGCAUCUGGGCCUUGGCCUCACACAGACUCUUGCAUACACCCAGACACUCGCUCAGCUCACACACGCACUGUCAGCCUGCCUCAGCUCACCCUCCAUGGCACCCCGUGUGGCCCCGAUGUUGGCCCUCAGCCUGCUGCUUCUCUGGACCUCCGUGGCCCCUGCUCUGGGUGGUGCUAAUGAUGCUGAAGACUGCUGCCUGUCUGUGACCCGGCGCCCCAUCCCUGGGAACAUCGUGAAAGCCUUUCGCUACCUUCUCAUCAAGGAUGGCUGCAGGGUGCCAGCUGUUGUGUUCACCACACUGAGGGGCCACCAGCUCUGUGCACCCCCAGAUCAGCUCUGGGUAGAACGCAUCAUCCGGAGACUGAAGAAGUCCUUUGCCAAGGCAAGCCUGGCCCCUUCCCAGCCCUGUCUCCAUCCUCCAAGCCCCCUCUAAGAUUCUGUCCCAUGACCCUGUCUUGCCUUCCUUCCUCAGGGCAAGUGCCAUAGCAGUUAGCCCCUGAAAGCUCCAGAGGGAGCCUUGAGUUUGACAGAAAGGAUGUGAAUCACCUUGGCCUGGAGAACCAAGGACCAGAGAGAGGGACAGGCCUCCAGCUGUUCUGUACCAGACCUGACCCAGCCAGGACAGGGCCUGGAGUGUCAGUGUGACUGUGAAUGUGAGUGUGAGCAAGAGAGUGUGCCACAAGCCCAGCCUCUCCACAUCCAGAAUG